Molecule: messenger RNA, 3081 nt
Organism: Penicillium samsonianum
Lineage: Eukaryota; Fungi; Ascomycota; Eurotiomycetes; Eurotiales; Aspergillaceae
Gene: rat1
Product: 5'-3' exoribonculease Dhp1
Exons: 7
Coding region: 1-3081 (1026 amino acids)
Biological process (GO): nuclear-transcribed mRNA catabolic process
Cellular component (GO): nucleus
Molecular function (GO): RNA binding; zinc ion binding; 5'-3' RNA exonuclease activity
Source: RefSeq, a predicted model, not a curated record
AUGGGUGUCCCCGCGCUGUUCCGAUGGCUGUCCAACAAGUAUCCGAAGAUCGUCUCUCCGGUUAUUGAGGAGCAGGCCCAAGUAGUGGAUGGAGAAGAAAUCCCAAUCGAUAUCACUCGUCCGAACCCCAAUGGCGAGGAGCAGGAUAACCUUUAUCUGGACAUGAAUGGUAUUGUUCAUCCAUGUACUCAUCCCGAGGGGAAGCCUCCCCCAGCGGACGAGCAGGAAAUGAUGAUGGAAAUCUACAAGUACACCGAUCGAGUGGUCAACAUGGUGCGCCCCAGAAAGCUUCUCAUGAUCGCUAUCGAUGGUGUCGCCCCCAGAGCGAAGAUGAACCAGCAGCGCGCGCGUCGAUUCCGCUCGGCGCAAGAGGCCAAGGAGAAUGACCAGAAGAAGGAGGACCUCCACAAGAUGCUCGCCCAGCAGCAUGCUACGAAGACCGGCGAGCAGUUGAUUCGGGAGGAGGUUGUUCAGAAAACGUGGGACAGCAACGUCAUCACGCCAGGAACGCCUUUCAUGGAUAUCCUCGCUGCCUCGUUGCGGUAUUGGAUUGCCUACAAGCUCAACACUGACCCGGGUUGGGAAAAUCUGAAAAUCAUCAUUUCGGAUGCCACCGUCCCAGGAGAAGGAGAGCACAAGAUCAUGAAUUUUGUGCGAUCGCAGCGAGCCUCGCCUAAUCACGACCCCAACACUCGUCAUGUCAUCUACGGUCUAGAUGCUGAUCUGAUUAUGCUGGGUCUUGGUACUCACGAGCCUUACUUCCGAGUCCUGCGUGAAGACGUAUUUGCCCAAGACUCGAGGCCUCGGGGGUGCAGACUUUGUGGACAGACUGGCCAUAAGGCUGAGGAGUGUCUAGGCCUCCCAAAGGAGAAGAGUGGAGAAUUCGACGAGAAGCAGCACGCUGCUCCUCUGAAGCCAUUCAUUUGGCUUCAUGUCGCCGUGCUAAGAGAAUAUCUUGCUGUGGAGCUUCGUGUUCCUCAGCAACCGUUCCCAUUCGACUUGGAACGUGCACUAGAUGACUGGGUGUUCAUGUGUUUCUUCGUCGGAAACGAUUUCCUUCCUCAUCUGCCUUCUUUGGAUAUUCGUGAAAACGGAAUCGAUACGCUGAUCGCGAUCUGGCGCGACAAUCUCCCCGCUAUGGGAAGCUACCUUACCAAAGAUGGAAGUGUUGAGUUGAAAAACGCUCAAAUUAUCUUGCAAGGACUGGCGAAACAAGAGGAUGCCAUCUUCGCACGUCGUAGGCAAGCGGAUGAAAGAAAGCAGGCAAACGAGAAGAGACGCAAGGAGCAAGAUGCGGCUCGAAAUGAAGAGCGUGCUCAAAAGCGAAGGCGGAGUUCCCCCCAGCAUGACUUGACAGCUGGCGGCGCCGAGCCCGCCCCUCCCAUGGAACUCAUCACCCCCGGCCGAGGUCACUUGAACAAGGAGACCAGAGAGCUGACACACAGCAUGGUCAUCAACCGUGGAGCUGUGUACCGUGCUAACAUGGAGAAUAAGAGCGCCGCUGCUGUGCUGAAGAGUAAACUCAUGAAGGUCAACCAGGAUGAAACUCCAGCCACAGCCGACGAUGAUGUAUCAAGCGAAAUCCCAGAGCAGACUUCUCCCGGGGUUCUCGGAAAACGAAAGGCGGAUCCAGCUGAACAGGAGGUUACCGAGGCAGGAACACCGGGCAGACACUCUCCUCUGCCCGUUCCUGUUGCUGCUGAGAAGCCUAAACAAGAUGAGCCCCAAGAAGACACUGUCAAGCUGUGGGAGCCGGGAUACGCCGAUCGAUACUAUGAGCAAAAAUUCGGCGUGGACCCAAAAGAUUUAGAAUUCCGUCAUCAGGUCGCUCGCGAAUAUGCGAUUGGUCUUUGUUGGGUUUUGCGAUACUAUUUCCAGGGGUGCCCCUCUUGGACUUGGUAUUAUCCAAGGCACUAUGCGCCAUUUGCCGCUGAUUUCGUUGAUAUUGCCGAUAUGGACGUCCAGUUCGAGAAGGGCACGAUAUUCAAACCAUUUGAACAGCUCAUGGGAGUCUUGCCUGCCUCAUCUAACCAUGCACUGCCGAAAGUUUUCCAUCCUCUCAUGGAAAAUCCCGAUAGCGAGAUCAUCGAUUUCUACCCGGAGGACUUCCCACUGGACUUGAACGGCAAGAAAUUUGCCUGGCAAGGCGUGAUUCUUCUCCCUUUCAUCGACGAAACUCGUCUUCUAAACGCCAUGGCGAAGGUAUAUCCUCUCCUUACUGAGGAUGAAAAGAGCCGCAACUCUCAUGGCCAGGAGGUUCUUCUGCUAUCCGACCGAAACCCUUUGUACCAAGAUCUUGUCGCGAACUUCUACUCCAAGAAACCUGGUCCCGCACAAUACCCCCUUAAAGAGGAUGUGAGUGGUGGCUUGGCCGGUAUUGUCGAGCGCAGUGACACCUAUAUUCCCCACAGCUCGUUGGUAUCGCCAUUGGAGGCACAUGGCAUGCCAGGCGUUGAUGAUGAUCGUUCUCUCACGGUCCUGUAUACGAUCCCGAAGACUUCUCAUGUUCACAAGUCAAUGCUUCUCCGCGGGGUGAAGCUGCCGACGCCGAUGCUGGAUUCAAAUGAUAUCAGAGCCACCCAGACCCGAUCCCAAAACUCGGGCCGAUCAUUCGGUGGCGCACCUUUCCAGGGCAGAGGACGCGGCGGCCGGAUGAACUACUCGAGUGACCGCCCGAACCCAUUCGCUGCGCACCUUGACCCGAAGUUCAAUUCCAGCCCACAAGGUGGUCCCGGAGGUCCCGGUGGUGCCCCUAUGGUACCUCCUGGAUGGGUUCCCCCUGCCCAAGGGUACGGAGGCUACGCCAGAGGACCGCCUCCCCCACCACGUGGCGGAAUGUCACACCAGUACCCUCCUCAGUACCCACCCCAACACGGCUACCAACAGCCUGGGGACUAUUAUGGCCAGCAAAACAACCAGUACAACCAGGGUGGUCAGUACAAUAGCGGUCAUCAAUCAGGUUAUGGCCAGCAGGAUUAUCGUGGAGGCAGAGGAGGUAACCGUGGAGGCCGCGGCCGUGGUGGGCAGAACCGAGACCAAUACUCCCACAACCAAGGCGGAGGGGGGUAUAAUCGGUACUAG